Molecule: messenger RNA, 387 nt
Organism: Eruca vesicaria subsp. sativa (arugula)
Lineage: Eukaryota; Viridiplantae; Streptophyta; Magnoliopsida; Brassicales; Brassicaceae
Source: the annotation of a GenBank genome assembly
AUGGAUAUAGUGCUGGACAACAACUUAAGAGUCAAGGGUACGGAGCUUGACCUUAUGGGAUCGGCAGGGGCGAAGGCGGUGGUGGCGCAAAGUGACACGAAGAUCUUUUUUAGUAACUCGGUGGUGACAGGAGAGAUUUAUCCGCUGGAUUCAGAGGUUAGGGUUUGUGAUGAGUCUAGGACGGGGGAUGUCGCGACAGUGGAGUUGAGGGAAGGGGAUCGUGUUUUGGUUAAUCAUACGACGGAGAAAGAGUAUAAGCUUAAGACUACUGGUGACACUAAGCUUAAUAAUUUUGGAAGCCAAAUAAUUGGUGUUGUGUCAGUACUUAUCUACUGGACGCCAUCGAUCAACUUCAGCAAACAUAUCCAUAUGUUUUCAAACAAUUAA